UACAGUGAUCAUUUCAAUUGGUAACACUUUCCCUCCAAGGUUCACCACUUCACACCCUCCAUAUCGUCGAUCGUCUGCAGUGAAUUGAUCUGUUCUCAUCCUCUAUAUCGUCUGCAGGGUUUAGGGCUUUUGUAAUUCCAAGAACGGGGUUUCUUCUUACACUCAUGUACGAGAUAUAGGAUCGUAAUGAACACAACACAUACUACAAGGUAUCGUUGAAAAAUAUAUAUGAAGAAAUGCAGAUAAUACGAGAACCCCGGGGAAGUGCUACAAUGUGGUACUAAUAUCUGGAUCACUGAGUCUCAAAUUUGUCCAAUGGAGGAACUGAAAAGCCAAAAUCUGGAACAGGCAAAGCGGAUAAAGGAUCUUCUGGAGUACCAACAGUUACAAAUUAGAAAGAUUAACGAGUAUACAAUAUCCAAUCUAGAAGAGAUCGCUACAAUUAAAGAGUAUGAAGAACUCUUCGAGGAACUUCUUGUAGACCAACCUAGAGAGGGGAUAGCUUUAAAGCUUGUUGGUUAUCUUCCAGAAGAGCCUUUUUUGUAUUGUAUUGAGCCCAAGGAUGAGGCUAAAGAAAUGCAUGCUAAAUUUCAGGAGUUGAUAUGUAGUUCCUGGCACCCUUUUAAAGUUUCUGACAUUAAUGGAGAACCGAAGCGAGUGUUUAUUGAUGACGAUAAAGAACUGGGAAAGCUUAAAGCACUUGGUGACAAAGGGGAUGCGGUUAUUGAAGCGGUUAAAACUGUCAAGACAGAAUUACAAGAGUACAAUUCAAGUGGAGAUUAUGGAGUAUUUAAGAUCUGGAAUUUCAAGGAAAAAAGACGAGCAACAGCAGAGGAGUGCUGCAAAGCUGUAACGAAAAUGUUAAGGGUGCGUACUAUUAAGUCGUCUAGGUAUGACGAGAGGCUGAUCUAUCAAGUUAUUCAUGCUCACCUACAGCUCGACAUCACCUCAGCGGAUAAGAUAGCACUUCUAUUACUAUCGGGGACACUAGGAGCACACAAUGCAGACCUAGUUCGUCCCUUGUUUUGUGCUGUUGUCGAAGGAGCGGGCGACAUGAAAGAAGCAGUAUCAAAGCGUCUUCAAUAUUUCAAGUGUUUGUUACUAGAUGACAAAGUAUUUAGUAGUGCACUGCUUAAAUUGAUAGAAGAAACGUGGCUCCUGGGUGAGGUUGCAACAGGUCGUCAACUUUUUGGUGCACUAUUUGAAUUUACAAGUGAGGCAAUGGUGAGCAAUGACAGUAUUGCGGACUGGUCUAAUCAGAUUGAUGAGCCGAGGCUCGCAGAGCUGGUUGAAAAGUUCUUGAAGCUUAUGAGCAAAUAUUGAAAAUGUUGUAUUCGCCUGAUUUUGUAGAUUGACACUUGAGGAUUGGGAAAAGGAUGUGGGGCUGCAGAAGAUGAGAUCUGAAGGUUGUAAUAACUGGUUUGAGCUUCUUUUUUUCUUUUUCCUUUUUUUGGUUGAUAAAUAUACUGUUCGGGCUAAAAUACAGGCGGAUGGGAAAAAUUUUAUCACCCCAUAUGAGAAUGGUGAAGCACUAACCUUCUUUAAAACCUUCCUGCGGUACAGGCAAUUAAAGUUCCUGAUUGAAGAAUAAAAAUCAGGGUAUGGACCUCGGCUGAAUUGCUGUCUCCCUAAAGAUGUAUUUGGGAUAUAUGCAUCUCCACUUCUGGGUAGCCAAACAACUUACUAGUAUACUUGUACAGAAGGAUUCUUGAUACAGUGAUGAUACUCGUACUGUCUUAAUUGCUAAGCUUUCAAUUUAUUUUCAAUAUACAUGUUACUUGCCUAA
Molecule: messenger RNA, 1786 nt
Organism: Nicotiana tabacum (common tobacco)
Lineage: Eukaryota; Viridiplantae; Streptophyta; Magnoliopsida; Solanales; Solanaceae
Biological process (GO): gene silencing by siRNA-directed DNA methylation
Source: RefSeq, a predicted model, not a curated record